UUUCUCGCAUCCCGAGCACCAUCGAGGUUCAGGGGACAGGCCUGUCAAGCUUGGAAAUGGGAUCUUAAGCCCUCCCACACCUCGUGAAGUCGCGUCUCCCCACCCCUUGGGCCUCUCUGCCUGAGCUCCCGGACUUGCUAGGUCCUGCUAUUGCUUCCACUGCCUCGACAUCACCUCCAUUGCCAGCAUUUGCCUCGUAAACAUGCAGAAUCGCCGUAUCUUCUCCAUUCUCGUCGGCUUGCUGCUGCUGCUGGCCGCCGUCGUCACAGCGCAGACAGAGUCCUCAACAGCGCAGUCAGAUUCCUCGGCUCCUCCAGAUGACUCAACUUCUCCGCCACCAGUAGACUCGACAGCAACAGCAACCGCAACCGCCUCGGCCUCGGCGACAGACACGGGAUCCACGUCAGCGACUGCCUCAAGACCGUCGUCAUCGUUAUCGUCCGGCGCCUCCCCGUCCACGACAUCCAAGGCAGGCGCAACAAGCUCCCCCGCGGCCCCAAGCUCGACAUCACCGCCGGACGUGCUCCUCCGCGUGCCGGACCUCUCGGUGAAGCGCAUCGAGCUGGACGUGGACAACCUGCAGGCCGAGGUCAACCUAGCCGCGUCGGUGGCCAACCUGGUGACCAUCAACGCGGGCGUGCAGGUGGGCGUGCAGAAGGUGAACAUCACCAUCGCCGACGUCGCGGCCGAGCUGGAGCUGGUCAUCCGCCUGGGCAACCUAGCCGCCAUCGUGAACCGCACCCUCGCCUCUCUCGACCUCAACCCGCUGCUGAUCAACCUGCUCGACGAGGUGACCGAGGUUGUCACCACCGUCGUGGGCGCCGUCGACGGCCUGCUCGGCUCCAUUGUGAGCGGCGACUCAACCCUCAACUUCAUCAUCGACAACCUCGGGAAUAUCGUGCAGGAGGUCGCCGGCGCCGCCGGGGACGUCACCGGCGGCCUCGCCACCAUCGUCGGGAACUUCAAGGACAACAUGACCGACACGGGCAUCACCAAGGACCUGGGAGGCGGUCUGACGCAGAAGACGUACAAGUACGACGCCCUCGGCAGCCUGGUCAACAUCGUCUUCAACGCCCUCGGCCAGGUCGUGCAGGCUGUUGCCGUGGGCUCUACUGGCGGUGGUGGUGCCAGCAGCAGCAGCAGCAGCAGCAGCAGCAGCCCGGCGAGCGCACCUCCGUCUUCGGCGACGAGCAGCGCUGCUUCUAGUAGCGCACCCCCCCCUUCACCGACGUCGUCGUCUCCGUAAGGUUGGCGUAAGGGAGGUUUCUAGCGCAGCGGCGAGAUAUGGCUUCUGGAAUAAUGGUGGUGGGAGCACCGUGGUGGCAUGUCUAAUUCGGAGCGGCCGAAGAGCAG
Molecule: messenger RNA, 1353 nt
Organism: Phialemonium atrogriseum
Lineage: Eukaryota; Fungi; Ascomycota; Sordariomycetes; Cephalothecales; Cephalothecaceae
Exons: 1
Coding region: 203-1246 (347 amino acids)
Source: RefSeq, a predicted model, not a curated record